Molecule: messenger RNA, 8454 nt
Organism: Sceloporus undulatus (fence lizard)
Lineage: Eukaryota; Metazoa; Chordata; Lepidosauria; Squamata; Phrynosomatidae
Gene: UNC13C
Product: unc-13 homolog C
Exons: 33
Coding region: 388-7041 (2217 amino acids)
Biological process (GO): neuromuscular junction development; synaptic vesicle priming; synaptic transmission, glutamatergic
Cellular component (GO): presynaptic active zone cytoplasmic component; synaptic vesicle membrane; presynaptic membrane
Molecular function (GO): calcium ion binding; phospholipid binding; syntaxin-1 binding
Source: RefSeq, a predicted model, not a curated record
CUCUGGGCGCCGUACAGCCAGCGGACGGAGGAGCGGAGGGAGCCAGCGAGCGGGACGCCAUGGCCAGGCUCUCGGCGGAGGGCUCCUGAAGGAGGAGGAGGAGGCAGAGCCCCCGGGCCCCUCCGCCGCCCGAUGCUGCGGAGACUGAUGGGAAGCUGAGCUGCAUCAUCAUCGUCGUCGUCGGUGGGUCUCCUUCAAGAGGCGCUUUAUAGCCUCCCUGUUUGCUGUGGGUGGCCUCGACGGGCCCCAGGAGAAGCGCGUGCCACGUGUGGCCCUUGUGGAUGUUUGCGGCAGUCCCACUGCCUGAGGAUGAUGCAGGAAGCAGGCAAACCCACUUGUGGAUAGACUCCCUUCCUUGCGGGAAACAGCUGAGUGAAGUUGCCCUCCAUGGUUUCUGUGCUCUUCCAGAGUCUGCUCUCUUCUUACAUAUACAAGAUUUGUAAAGGAAUGUUUACAAAGAAAUUGGGAAACAGUACAGAGAAGAAAGAGAGCUGUAAAGGCAAAAAGGAACAAGACGUUACUCUGUCUGGGCCAGUAAAGAAUCCCACCUUCUCCAAUACUUUGAGGAGCACUGUCCGGAAGAUUGCCAAGUGCUCUUCCGCUCGCAACCUGUCCACGGAGGAGGAGGGAGGCAGCCAGGACUUCUCCCUCUCCCCGACCUUCAGCUACCGGGUGGCAAUUGCCAAUGGGCUGCAGAGGAGCGUUUUCUUAACCAACAAGAAUGAGGACCUCCCUCGAGAUCCCUCCUCCAACGAGAGCUCCUAUUCUGACUCCUUGAGCGAAACCAAAGGCCUGAGCAGCAGCCGGGAACAUUCGUCUCACACGAUGCCCGUCAGGCGCAACCGGAAGAGCCUGAGCAGCCUGGCCCCUUCAGAUGGCAGCUCAGACGGAGAGCGCACCUUGCACAGCUUGAAGCUUGGCGCGCUGAGAAAGCUGAGGAAAUGGAAGAAGAGCCAGGAGUGCGUCUCCUCUGACUCGGAGCUCAGCACCUGGAGGAGGACCUGGGGCCUGAGGAGCAAGUCCCUCGACCGGACCGCCCGCCCGCCCAAGUCCAGCCCCCUGGAGCCCAGCUUCAGCUCAACGGGUUGCAUCAGCCAAACCCACGAUGUGAUGGAGAUGAUCUUCAAGGAGCUCCAGGGCAUCAGCCAGAUUGAGACAGAGCUCUCGGAGCUGCGGGGCCAUGUCAAUGCCCUGAAGCAGUCCAUCGAUGAGAUCUCCAGCAGCGUGGAGGUGGUGCAGAGUGAGAUCGAGCAGCUGCGGACAGGGUUCGUGCAGUCAAGGCGGGAAACCCGGGACAUCCACGACUACAUCAAGCAGAUCGGGCACACAGGGAGUAAGACCAGCCUGAGGUUCCUCAACGUGCCCGAGGAGAAGGGCGAGAACGUGGAAUGCGUGGUGUACAGGACUUUAGUAGACAGAAUGGGGUUUUCAGAGGCCCAGAAUUCUGUCAAAGUGGAGUUUGCCCACCGAGUGGGACAUCAGAGGGAUUGCCCCAAUGCUAAGCCCCGGCCCAUCCUCGUUUACUUUGAAACGCCACAGCAAAGAGACUUAGUUUUGAAGAAAUCCUACAAACUCAAAGGGUCUGGCAUUGGCGUCUCGACCGAUAUCCUCUCUCAUGACUCAAGAGAGAGGAAGGAGAGAAGCCUGCCUUCCUCACAGACCUACGAGAGCAUGGAUAUGAAGCCCCUGGCUGCUGAGGUGAAAGCGAAGAAACAUGAUUGGGAGUCACCCGACAGCAGUGACAAAGAACCCGAAUCAGAUAUAAAUCGGAAUAGCUACGCAAAGAUAUCCAAAUCGGCACCACAGAUUAAAAGGAGCCCUACUGCCAAGGCCCGGGAGGGGCUCCCAAACACCCAGGUCCUCCAGGGAGCUGCGAAUGGCAACAGGUUCCCUGGUCAAGUCAGCCACAGGGAAGAGUCCCCCGGGACGAAGGGCUUGGCCAAGGAGCCCAUGGCCAUCAGCUACAACACCAUGACCCCCCUCUGGCAGUCACAGAGCGACUUUGGCAUGCUCAAGCUCAGCCGGUCAGAAUCAGAUUUCUCUAAACUCUGCCAGUCCUACUCUGAAGACUUUUCGGAGAACCCGUAUUUCGGCAGGACCAAUGGCAGCUCGCUCUUAUCUUCUUCUGACCGAGAGCUCUGGCAGAGAACGCAUGAGGACUCCUCCAGCUGGUGCUGCAGCUCACAAGAGCGGACAUUGAACCAAGAAGGUCACUUUUAUAGGACUGGGGAUGAAGUUGACAAUGCUGAAGCCGUGGACAGUGGUGUCAGCAAUGGCCUGGUGUGUGCGUCCAGUGACAGGAGCCAUUACAGCGACUCCCAGGUCUCCCUGGAAGGUGAUCCUUCACAAUGGAAGGAGUGGAGUCAGCUAGAACAGGACACGGACCUGGGCUUGGAUUCCUCAACACAAGACGUUUUGACUUACGACUUGAGCAGCUCUUCUGACCCACAGGUAGACUACGGCCAGAUCUCUGAUAUCCAGUAUGAUGCUGAAAACAAUGACUUUGCCCUGAACGGCAGCAGCCCUCCUGCUCAGGGGCUCAGCAGUGAGCCACAGGGCCAGUGGGAUGACCAGUAUGGUGGCUACCAGGAGAGCACCCCCAAUAGCCUAUACCAGAAUCAGAACCGGUUGCCUGCCAUGUACCGAAGCCAAAGUGAACUGCCGAGCGACGACUCCGAGGAGGCGCCUCCCAAAUCAUGGCACAGCCGACUGAGCAUCGACCUUUCAGACAAGACAUUCAAUUUCCCUAAAUUUGGAAAGACUCUGCAGCGGGCAAGGUCAGCCUUGGAAGUGGUGUGGAACAAAAGCACGCAGAGCCUAAGUGGCGGCGAGGACAGCGGAUCAUCUUUCAUGGGGAGGUUUUGGACAUUGUCCCAGUCAACAGCGAAUGAAUCGAGUACCACUCUGGAUUCAGAUGUUUACACUGAGCCGUAUUACUACAAAGCCGAUGAAGAGGAGGGCGAGGAGCAGAAGGAGGAAGACUACAGUGAGCCUGUUGGUGAGAACGAGACUGACUACAUGGAGGUGAUGGAGCAAGUGCUGGCCAAGCUGGAGAACAGGAGGAGCGCCCAUGAGAUGGAGGAGCCGGUCUCGGAGGACGAGCCGGAGGAGACGCCCUAUGAGAGCCCCUGCGCCGUCUCGCAGGAAGAGAUGCCCGAGGAGUAUUUCAGUAACAAUGUGGUUAGUGAAGAUGUCUUGGAAUUUGUGGGUGAUUUGGUUCUUGAAACGGAAGUGGAAGAAGUGCUUGAAGAUGAAAACCAGAAUUUCCCAGAAGUUCCAGUUCAAAUUCCAGUCAAGACGAGAGUACGCCCAUCUUUUAAAGAUGCUGCUCUCAAGGCGUACAAGAAACAGAUGAGCGAGCUGGAGGAGAAGAUCCUUGCUGGAGACAGCAGUUCUGUGGAUGAAAAGGCUCGUAUCGUCGGUGGUGGCUCCUUGGAGGCCUCCAAGCUGGCCAUCCAGGCCUUCACUGGCCCGAAUAGCGCACUGUAUGGAAUCGACAGCAUGCCAGACCUCCGCCGCCGCAAGAAGUCCUUCCCGAUUGUCCGGGAUGUGGCAAUGAAGACUCUAGCUGCCCGGAAGUCCGGUGUCUCCCUGGCUAUGCUCAUCCGGACGUCCGUGAACAACGAAGAGAUGAAAAUGCAUGUUUUCAAGAAGACUCUGCAGGCCCUCAUCUACCCCAUGUCCUCCACCACUCCCCACUAUUUUGAGGUCUGGACAGCCACGGCCCCCACCUACUGCUAUGAGUGUGAGGGGCUCCUGUGGGGCAUUGCCCGACAAGGGAUGCGCUGCACCGAAUGUGGGGUCAAAUGCCACGAAAAGUGCCAAGACCUGCUCAACGCUGACUGCCUGCAGAGGGCUGCAGAAAAGAGUUCCAAGCAUGGGGCCGAGGAUAAGACCCAGAAUAUUAUCACAGCCAUGAAGGAUCGGAUGAAGAUCAGAGAGAAAAACCGGCCGGAGGUCUUUGAGCUGAUCCAGGAGAUGUUCCAGAUCCCCAGGGAAGACUUUGUCCAGCACACAAAAGCCGCCAAGCAGAGCGUCUUGGAUGGGACAUCCAAGUGGUCGGCCAAAAUCACCAUCACAGUGGUCUGUGCCCAAGGCUUGCAAGCCAAGGACAAGACAGGCUCCAGCGACCCCUAUGUGACUGUGCAGGUGGGCAAGACCAAGCGCCGGACCAAGACCAUCUUUGGGAACCUGAACCCCACGUGGGAUGAGAAAUUCUACUUCGAGUGCCACAACUCCACUGACCGCAUCAAGGUCCGAGUAUGGGACGAAGACGAUGACAUCAAGUCUCGGGUGAAGCAACACUUCAAGAGGGAGUCGGACGACUUCCUGGGUCAGACCAUCAUCGAAGUGAGGACACUGAGUGGAGAGAUGGAUGUUUGGUACAACCUCGACAAGCGCACCGAUAAAUCUGCCGUGUCUGGGGCUAUCCGGCUGAAGCUCAACGUGGAAAUCAAGGGGGAGGAGAAGGUUGCACCAUACCACAUCCAGUACACCUGCCUUCAUGAGAGCCUCUUCCACUACUUGACGGAGGUGAAGUUCAACGGGGCGGUGCAGAUCCCCUCCGUCAAAGGAGAUGAUGCCUGGAAGGUGUAUUUUGAUGAUGCUGCACAAGAAAUUGUGGAUGAAUUUGCCAUGCGUUAUGGGAUUGAGUACAUCUAUCAGGCAAUGACGCAUUUCUCCUGCCUCUCCUCCAAGUACAUGUGCCCAGGGGUCCCAGCGGUCAUGAGCACCCUGCUGGCCAACAUCAAUGCCUUCUAUGCACACACCACCGCCACCACCAACGUCUCGGCCUCGGAUCGGUUUGCUGCCACCAACUUUGGGAGAGAAAAGUUCAUUAAACUGCUGGACCAGCUGCACAAUUCCUUGAGGAUUGACCUCUCCAAGUACAGGGAAAAUUUCCCUGCCAGCAGCCCUGAGAGACUUCAGGACCUGAAGUCAACAGUGGAUCUGCUGACAAGCAUCACGUUUUUCCGCAUGAAGGUCCUGGAACUGCAGAGUCCCCCCCGGGCCAGUGCUGUGGUCAAGGACUGUGUCCGAGCCUGCUUGGAUGCCACCUACAAGUACAUUUUUGACAACUGCUAUGAGCUCUAUGCUCAGCUCAUGGACCAGGGCAAGAAGCAAGAUGUCCCCCGAGAGGAGCAGGGCCCGUCAAUGCAAAACCUGGAUUUCUGGACGCAGCUCAUCACCCUCAUGGUCACCAUCAUCGAUGAGGAUAAGACAGCUUACACGCCAGUCCUGAACCAGUUCCCGCAGGAGCUGAACAUGGGCAAAGUCAGUGCAGAGAUCACAUGGACCCUCUUUGCCCAGGACAUGAAGUAUGCCCUGGAAGAGCAUGAAAAGCAGCGGUUAUGCAAGAGCACAGAUUAUAUGAAUUUGCACUUCAAAGUGAAAUGGUUUUAUAAUGAAUACGUGCGAGAACUCUCCUCCUUCCGAGAGGCUGCGCCCGAGUAUUCCCUGUGGUUUGAGCCCUUCGUCAUGCAGUGGCUGGAUGAGAACGAGGAUGUCUCCAUGGAGUUCCUCCACGGUGCCUUGGGACGGGACAAGAAAGACGGGUUCCAGCAAACCUCGGACCAUGCCCUGUUCUCCUGCUCCGUGGUGGAUGUCUUCACGCAGCUCAACCAAAGCUUUGAGAUCAUCAAGAAGCUGGAAUGUCCAAACCCAGAAGCCCUCUCCCACCUCAUGAGAAGGUUUGCCAAGACCAUCCAUAAAGUGCUCACUCAGUACGCUGCAAUUGUCACAAACGACUUCAGCUCUUAUUGCGAUAAAGAAAAUGUGCCCUGUAUUUUGAUGAACAACAUUCAGCAAUUGAGAGUCCUGCUGGAGAAGAUGUUUGAAGCCAUGGGGGGGAAAGAGCUGGACCUGGAAGCCAGUGCAGCCCUGAAGGAGCUGCAGGCUCAUCUCAGCGCUGUCCUGGAUGAGCUCAGCGUCAUCUAUGGGGCCAGUUUCCAGCUGGUGAUUGAGGAGUGUGUGCGGCAGAUGGGCAUCGAGCUGAGCCAGAUGAGAGGAGACGGACCCUCUGCCAACAAGGCCAACAGCGCCGUGGAGGCAGAGAUCGUCCUGCGGCCCCUGAUGGAUUUCCUUGACAAAACCUUAAGUGCCUCCGCCAAGAUCUGUGAGAAGACAGUGCUGAAGCGGGUCUUGAAGGAGCUCUGGAAGCUGGUCUUGAACACCAUGGAGAAGCAGAUUGUCCUCCCGCCCCUGACGGACCAAACUGGCCCCCCAAUGCUCCUCAGUGCAGCCAAAGACUUCAGCCAGCUCUCCAAGCUGAAGGACCACGUCAUCCGGGAAGAUAGCAAGAGCCUGACGCUGCGGCAGUGCGCGAUCAUGGACGUGGUUCUGGCCACCAUUAAGCAAUACUUUCAUGCGGGAGGAAAUGGCCUCAAGAAGAACUUCCUGGAGAAGAGCCCAGAUUUGCAGUCGCUCAAAUAUGCGCUGAACCUGUACACUCAGACAACAGACGUUCUGAUAAAGAAAUUCAUUGACACCCAGACAGCGCAAAGCCAGGCAACAGAGAACACUGUGGGGGAGAUCCAGCUGCAGGUGGAGCUCACAGUGCAGCCAGGAACUGGAGAGCACAAAGUGACGGUGAAAGUUAUAGCAAUUAACGGCCUCCACUGGCAAACAAGUGCCAUGUUCCGGCCUUUUGUAGAGGUCUUCCUUUUGGGGCCCAGCCUCAGUGACAAGCGGAGGAAGCAUGGGACCAAGACCAAGAGCAACACCUGGUCCCCCAAGUACAACGAGACCUUCCAAUUUUUUCUGGGCAAGGAGGAGCGGCCAGCGGCCUACGAGCUCCACCUGGCCGUGAAAGACUACUGCUUCGCCAGGGAGGACCGCAUCAUCGGCAUGACCGUCUUCCAGCUGCGGAGCCUGACAGACGGAGGGAGCAGUGCUGCCUGGCACCCACUGCUGAAGAGCAUCCACAUGGACGAGACAGGGCUGACCAUCCUGCGCAUACUCUCUCAGAGGAGCAACGACGAUGUCGCCAAAGAGUUUGUCAAACUCAAAUCUGAAACGCGGUCCCCAGAAGAAACCGCCUGAGAACUCCAUGCAAGUAAAUGCAAAAAACAAAAACCGACGCCAAGGCCCUUGACCCAGUGUUACCGACGUCCGAACCAUGCAUGUGUCUGCAACUCUGUGGGAAUGUUUAACUAACUCUAUUUCUGUGUUUGCCAGAACGUAAAGUAUUCCGUUUGCCAGAUAUGUCCAAGAGCUCUCGAUCUUUUCUACAUGUUGGGGUCUUUGAAAAACAAGUAAUUGUUUCAAUGAAGUGCCAAAACUGCCAUCGCGGGCAAACUGGUUAAUGGCAUCUUUUGGAAAUGUUGCUUUUGUCGCAUUGCCCCAUCAGGUUGCCCAGCAACACGUUUGUCUUUUGGGUUGUGUCUUUGUUAGCGACUGGUGUGGGCUCCUCCAAGUCUCGUCCUCCUGGCCCCCCAUCUUCUUGCACCGUCCAGCCUCGGACCUUUCGGCCACUCGGCCAGUUUCCAUUUUAUGCAAACUCCAUUUUAACUCUUACUUCCCCCGGUGGUUUUUCUACCAUAACUUACAGGUGCAGUUACUUCAAGAAAGGGUUUCUAAUUUUAUAAUUGCUGAUAUAAAGAAAUGAUUUUUGCAUACAAACUUAAAAAUAAAAAAGGUGGAAAUGUUUUAUGCUGAUCUUUUCCCCCCGACCUCUCAUAAUGAUCACUGUGACGUUGAAUGGCUUGAGGUAACGUUGUUCCGCCAAAGAUAACACCAUCGCAGUAUUAAGGGGGUCGUCCUGUUGUUCCCCAUUCAGAGAUCGGCUGCAUGUGCAGGCCCCAUGGAGACCCUCAGAAGCCCCAUUCAGAGUCGGUGAGAGGGCUGGGAGGGGGUGGGAUCCUACACAGCAGCCCCUGGUUGCCUCUUUCAAUGAAGCAAAUGGGCCUGGGAAGGCCACAGGCGGCCAAGGAGAAGGCUGUGGCCCAUGUGGGGUGGGAGGAGGAGGAGUGCGAGGAGACGCCAGCCAGAGGUGCCAGCAUUGGUCCUUGGCUCAGGGUGCCCAGGGAGGGGGCUUCUCUCUCCUCUGGGCAGGAACAGAGGGCCCCCUGCCCCACGGCCUUCUGGAUAGCAGCAUGUGGGCGUCUGGAGGGGUUUGCGGAUGCUGCUGCUGCUGCUGCUGCUGGACUAUUCAGGGUUAAAGGGAGGGAAGGUGGAGUGGGGGGGUUCCCCUUCUGGAGACCCUUCCCCUAGAAGCAGUUUUGCUGUUGACAUUUUUCACUCUGGCCAUUACAAACCUUCUUUAACAUACUUAGCUGGAAUCUCAGUUAAGUGCUUUAUUUCAUCUUUUUAUUUUCAUAAAUGUUUGAAGGUUUCUACUUAUGCAACAUGCCUGUGUCCUGCACUGAGGCAAAAAAAAUAAAACCAACCAAAAUAUCAUCCACAUGCUGUAAAUAUAUUUCAUGAGAAAUUGUAAAAUAAAGCAAGAAGAAACUA